AGCGCCCGUUGCGGAGGAGGGGGGUGCAGGGUGCGGGAGCUGCCUCCGCCGCCGGAGCUAACCGCGGGGACCGAGAUGCAGCUACCUCUGGGCCCCAGACUGAACUGGCACCAAAGAAGCGGGCUGUAGCCAUUCCAAGCAUCCUUCACACAGUGCUUGGGUGCUGGACUCAGGUCAGCUUUCGAGACAAUUGCUGUUUCAAUCGUUCAUCCAUCCACCCUCCCUAAUGAGUAACCUCCCUCCUUCGAGCUGGACCAGAGGAUGCAUGAGGCAGGGUCUCUAAGCUCUAUAGUCCCAGCUCCCCUCUGGCGCCCUGAGAGCAGGGGCGGUAAGGAGCUAUGGCUGAGGCUGGUCCAGCCACUUCCCGGGGACAAGGACCAUGCAGUGGGAAAAACAGUAGACUUGGAGUUCUGAAACUUUUCUGAGCUUCGGUUUCCUCAUCUAUUAGAGAGGUUAUUAAAACCUCUCCCAGGGAAAGCUGCUGCCGCACACCCCGCGUCUUCUGGCCGUGUCCCUCUUUGCUGCCCCUCCCCACAGGCUCCCCCUCUCUGCCUCCUGGGGACCAUCAUGAAUGGUGCCCCUUCCCCGGAGGAUGGGGCCUCCCCCUCCCCCGCCCCGCUGCUACCACCCCCUCCCCCAAGUUGGCGGGAGUUCUGCGAGUCCCACGCCCGGGCUGCCGCCCUGGAUUUUGCCCGCCGUUUUCGCCUCUACCUGGCCUCCCAUCCCCAAUACGCGGGGCCUGGGGCUGAGGCUGCCUUCUCCCGCCGUUUUGCCGAGCUCUUCCUGCAGCACUUUGAGGCUGAGGUGGCCAGGGCCUCUGGCUCCCUCUCACCACCCAUCCUGGCUCCCCUGAGUCCUGGUGUGGACGUCUCGCCACAAGACCUGUCCCUUGAGAGCUGCAGGGUGGGUGGGCCCCUGGCUGUGCUGGGCCCUUCUCGAUCAUCUGAGGACCUGGCCGGCCCCCUCCCUUCCUCAGUCUCUUCUUCUACGACCUCCUCAAAGCCGAAGCUAAAGAAACGCUUCUCCCUCCGCUCAGUGGGUCGCUCUGUCCGAGGUUCGGUCCGUGGCAUUCUGCAGUGGCGGGGGACCGUUGACCCUCCCUCCCCAGCUGGGCCCCUGGAGACCUCAUCAGGGCCACCAGUCUUAGGUGGAAACAGCAACUCUAAUUCCUCUGGCGGGGCUGGGACCAUUGGUAGGGGACUGGUUAGUGAUGGAAUGUCCUCUGGGGAAAGAUGGACUCACCGUUUUGAGAAGCUGAGACUAAGUCGGGGAGGGGGGACCCUGAAGGACGGCACAGGGAUGGUCCAGAGGGAGGAGGUGCUGAGUUUCAUGGGGGCUGAAGAGGCAGCCCCUGACCCAGCUGGAGUGGGCCGGGGAGGUGGGGCAGCUGGGCCUAGCUCAGGGGUAGGAGGGCAGCCUCAGUGGCAGAAGUGUCGCUUACUGCUUCGAAGCGAAGGAGAAGGAGGAGGAGGAAGUCGUCUGGAGUUCUUUGUACCACCCAAGGCUUCUCGGCCCCGACUCAGCAUUCCCUGCUGUACCAUCACAGAUGUCCGGACGACCACAGCCCUGGAGAUGCCUGACAGAGAGAACACGUUCGUGGUUAAGGUAGAAGGCCCCUCGGAGUAUAUCUUGGAGACAGCUGAUGCUCUACACGUGAAGGCCUGGGUGUCUGACAUCCAGGAAUGCCUGAGCCCAGGACCCUGCCCUGUUACCAGUCCCCGCCCCAUGACUCUCCCUCUGGCCCCUGGGACUUCGUUCCUUGCAAGGGAGAACACAGACAUCCUGGAACUGCCCUGUCUGAAUCACUCAGAGAGUCUGCCCAGCCAGGAUCUGAUGCUGGGCCCCAGUGAGAGCAACGACCGCCUGUCGCAGGGGGCAUACGGGGGCCUCUCAGACCGUCCCUCGGCAUCCAUCUCCCCCAGUUCCACCUCCAUUGCUGCAUCCCAUUUUGACUCAAUGGAACUGCUUCCCCCAGAGUUACCCCCCCGCAUCCCCAUUGAAGAGGGACCCCCAGCAGGCACAGUUCAUCCCCUCUCAGCCCCCUACCCUUCCCUGGACACUCCGGAAACAGCCACAGGGUCAUUCCUGUUCCAGGGGGAGUCAGAGGGAGGUGAGGGGGACCAGCCCCUCUCAGGAUAUCCGUGGUUCCACGGGAUGCUCUCUCGACUCAAGGCUGCCCAGUUAGUGCUGACAGGAGGCAUCGGCUCCCACGGUGUCUUCCUGGUACGUCAGAGUGAGACAAGGCGGGGUGAAUACGUCCUCACCUUCAACUUCCAGGGCAAGGCCAAGCACCUGCGUUUGUCACUGAACGAGGAGGGGCAGUGCCGGGUCCAGCACCUGUGGUUCCAGUCCAUUUUCGAUAUGCUUGAGCAUUUCCGGGUGCACCCCAUCCCUCUGGAGUCUGGAGGCUCCAGUGAUGUUGUCCUUGUCAGCUAUGUCCCAUCCUCCCAGCGACAGCAGGGUGAGCAGAGCAGGUCUGCAGGGGAGGAGGUGCCCGUGCACCCAAGAAGUGAGGCCGGGAGCAGGCUGGGAGCCAUGCAGGGGUGUGCGAGGGAGAUCGAUGCUACCCCGAUGCCUCCUCCACCCUCAUGCCCUUCGGAGCGAGUGACUGUGUAACCGAACACCUCCCAUGACCCACCCCAGCCCCCUGAACCCCCUUCAUGGACAGAUCCCCCACAUCCUGGGGCAGAAGAGGCGUCGGGGG
Molecule: messenger RNA, 2704 nt
Organism: Cynocephalus volans (Philippine flying lemur)
Lineage: Eukaryota; Metazoa; Chordata; Mammalia; Dermoptera; Cynocephalidae
Gene: SH2B1
Product: SH2B adaptor protein 1
Exons: 11
Coding region: 568-2616 (682 amino acids)
Biological process (GO): intracellular signal transduction
Cellular component (GO): plasma membrane
Molecular function (GO): transmembrane receptor protein tyrosine kinase adaptor activity
Source: RefSeq, a predicted model, not a curated record